UCUUUCUCAACCUUCCGAUCUACCGUACAUUUAGUUCGAUAAUUAUCGUUGCGAUGCUGUUACUCAAUAGAAGAAUGAAUUCAACCACACGAAAUGAGCCCCUUUUACACUUAAAAGACAGAGCAAAAGAAGAAGAAUCAAAAGCAGAUAACUUAGUCAAAAGAACAUGCCAAGAAUCAAAGAAGAUAUGGGAAAUAGCUGGACCUUCCAUUUUCAGCCGAUUGGCCAUGUUUUCUCUCACUGUUAUCAGUCAAUCCUUUGCCGGCCACUUGGGUGACCGUGACCUCGCCGCCAUUUCCCUUGCCACCACUUUCUUCAUUCCCAUUACUUUCGGCUUCUUGCUGGGAAUGGCCAGUGCUCUGGAGACAUUGUGUGGCCAGGCUUAUGGGGCAAAGCAAUACCAUAUGUUGGGUGUAUACUUGCAACGUUCUUGGAUCGUGUUAUUUAUCAGCUCGAUAUUACAGUUGCCUCUUUUUGUUUAUGCCGCACCUAUAUUGGAGCUACUGGGACAGCCGGAAGCAGUGGCUAAAUUGACCGGAAAAGUGGCAAUUCUGCUGAUCCCUAUGCACUUGAGCUUCCCUUUUCAGUUUACUUUGUUAAGGUUCCUGCAGUGUCAGCUAAAAACAUCUGUAAUAGCUUGGGUUUCUGGUGGAACAUUUGCUCUACAUGUGAUCUUGAGUUGGAUUUUUCUAUAUAAGUUGGGAGUUGGAAUUGUUGGGACUGCCCUCAUUCUUGAUUUCUCUUGGUGGAUUUCUGUAUUGGGAUUUCUUGCUUACAUUGCCUUUGGUGGGUGCACUCAUUCUUGGACUGGUUUCUCUAUGCAAGCGUUCGUUGGUCUUUGGGGUUUCUUUAAGCUCGCUGUGGCUUCUGGGGUGAUGCUAUUGUUGGAGCAUAUUUAUUUUAGAGUGCUAGUUAUUGUGUCUGGGUACAUGAACAAUACUGAGGUUGCAGUUGAUGCGCUCUCUAUCUGUAUUACAAUCAUCGGGUGGGAAUCCAUGAUUCCACUAGGCCUUUUGGCGGCAACAGGGGUACGUGUUGCAAAUGAACUUGGAGCUGGAAAUGGGAACCGUGCAAAGUUUGCCACGAAAGUUGCAUUCUUGAACACUUUAGCAUUGGGCAUCUUAUUUUGGUCAAUAGUUAUGGCCUUUCCUGAUAUGCUUUCAAUGAUAUUCACGUCAAGUACUCCUGUCAUUAAAAUGGUGUGUGGAUUUGCAUUCUUGUUGGCAACCACAAUCCUUUGUAAUUGCGUUCAACCAGUUCUUUCAGGCGUAGCAAUUGGAUCUGGUUGGCAGGCACAUGUGGCAUAUGUCAACUUAGGCAGCUAUUAUUUAGUAGGAGUGCCCCUCGGAAUAUUUUUUGGAUGGUCACUAAAUUUUGGAUUAACGGGCUUAUGGUAUGGCAUGAUCACAGGGACUAUAGUUCAAACAUUGAUAUUAACGAUUAUGACCAUCAGAUGUCAAUGGACCAUAUAAAGAGGUAUGAGAAGCUGAAAUUCGAGAGGAAUGUUAACAACAUUGUUCUUGAUUCAUUAACACUCACUAACAAAGGGUCUCACACGCAAGCAGAAAACUUGGGGUCUGUUAAUGUUGGAAGAUAGCUGUGCUAUUUGUUGAUAUAACAUUUCCGUGACACAUAAUAUCUUUGUUCCAGUUGCUUUUGUAUGUAUUUUUUUAACUAUUCAACGUUCGAAUUCACUGGUCUACUAAUCUAGAUUUGCAUCGAGUAAGUUCAUUAAAGAAAGUAAAGCGCUCCAACCACUUGAUCUUGUGCUUGGUGUUGGUAACUAU
Molecule: messenger RNA, 1787 nt
Organism: Nicotiana attenuata
Lineage: Eukaryota; Viridiplantae; Streptophyta; Magnoliopsida; Solanales; Solanaceae
Product: protein DETOXIFICATION 27-like
Exons: 8
Coding region: 54-1472 (472 amino acids)
Biological process (GO): xenobiotic detoxification by transmembrane export across the plasma membrane
Cellular component (GO): membrane
Molecular function (GO): xenobiotic transmembrane transporter activity; antiporter activity
Source: RefSeq, a predicted model, not a curated record